Molecule: messenger RNA, 432 nt
Organism: Dermochelys coriacea (leatherback sea turtle)
Lineage: Eukaryota; Metazoa; Chordata; Testudines; Dermochelyidae
Product: taste receptor type 2 member 10-like
Biological process (GO): detection of chemical stimulus involved in sensory perception of bitter taste; sensory perception of taste; G protein-coupled receptor signaling pathway
Cellular component (GO): membrane
Molecular function (GO): bitter taste receptor activity; G protein-coupled receptor activity
Source: RefSeq, a predicted model, not a curated record
AUGAUCCUGACUAGCCUGGGCAUCUCCACAUUUUUCCUACAGUGGACAAAAUUCAUUAACAAUAUCUCCUUUGCAUUAUCUCCAGUGUUGAAUGGACAGUGUGAUAUAUGGAGAAACUUCUAUUUUCUUUGGAUGUAUCUAAAUACUCUCAGCCUCUGGUUUGCUACCUGGCUCAGUGUCUUCUACUGCGUGAAGAUCGCCAACUUCAGCCACCGCUUUCUCUGGCUGAAGCAGAGAAUAUCAAGGCUAAUGCCACAGCUACUCAUGCUCCUUGCUGGUCUCCUUAGUCACCUACACACCAGUAGGAUGGAAAAAAACACAAACAUCUCCAGUGACAUCAUUACUGAGGCUCAUGUCAGUGUAAUUAAAGGUCUGAUUGCUUUCAUUUUCUUCUACAUUUCUUAUUUUGUGGCAAUAGUGCUAUUUUUAUGA